This is a messenger RNA of Penicillium roqueforti, 1272 nucleotides long. RefSeq lists its product as uncharacterized. The record is from RefSeq and is a predicted model, not a curated record. The transcript has a single exon. Lineage: Eukaryota; Fungi; Ascomycota; Eurotiomycetes; Eurotiales; Aspergillaceae. Bases 1 to 1272 code for a protein of 423 amino acids.
AUGAAAAGAGUUGUUCUAACAGCCAAUAAGGGCUCCCAGCCACAGGGCUCGAUCUGUCAAUUAUGUCAGUUCUCGACUUCAACGCCCCGUCGUGGCCUCCCUAUCGCGCGUCUCCCCACCGCUCGCGCAAGUCGAGCUGCGACCUCCAAUCUCCGUUUACAACCCUCGAAUCGAACCGAUAGGUUGAUACUCGGCUCUCCUUCGCUUAUUUUCCGUCGAUAUGCUUCCGCUGCGACCACUAGGAUAAGCCCAGAGGAUGCAAUCAAAGAGAUUGCGCAGGAUGCAUUGGCCGUACAUCAAUCAAACGCGGCGGCCUCCAACGAGGUGGUGAUAGAAUUGCUACAAAGAUGCCAGCUGGUCGCCAAAUCCCUUGUCUUACAGGAACGGGAUCAAAUCGAGGGAUCAUCAAAGGGUGAGGGCAACGCGGUCUCUUCUUUACUAGACCUGGAGGAGAAGCAACCUGCGCCGAAGAACAAAGGCAAACCACACUCCUUACAACAUCCGGACCCCCGACUGGCAAAUUCAGUCGCAAAAAUCGCCGUUGACCUCUUGAAGGACGAGAAGGUCUUCAUUUCGCCCGAAGCUCUGGCCUCCUGCACCGAGACCCUGACUCUACUGCGACGGGCCGAGCACUUCCCCGAGCUCUUCCACCUUUAUGCCUACAAGCCUGUCCCAGAAGAGGGUAGCUCUCCGGUGAAGUUGCUGAAAGCCAACCCCAAGAGUGUCAACAGCGCCGUUCCGGCGGAGCUGGCUAACAUGGCUCUUGGGGUUGCCAUUGCACAGAAAAAUCUCUCGCUCGUGCUGGCCAUCAUCGAUAAUACUUUCUGCGCCCCCGCCUUCCACCGUGCGAAGAUCUUCAAGAAAGCCGGCGUCCCGCUGGCUGGCCUUGCGGCUGCCCCGGCUGCUUGCUAUGCUCUCGCAUCGUGGGCCGCAACAUUCCAGAACACAAUGGAUCCGAGCGUAGCGACUGGGAUUGCGUUUGCCGCUUCACUGGCUUACGUUGGCGGUGCAUCCUCCAUGGGCUUUUUGGCUAUUACCACGGCUAACGAUCAGAUGGAACGUGUGGUCUGGAUUCCUGGUAUCCCACUGCGGCAACGGUGGUUGCGCGAGGAAGAGCGCGCUGCUAUGGAUAGAGUUGCUGUUGCAUGGGGUUUUAAGGAUCCUUAUAUGAGAGGCGAGGAAGUUGGUGAAGAGUGGGAAAGUCUUCGUGAGUUCAUUGGCAUGCGGGGCAUGGUUCUGGAUAAGACCGAAUUGAUGGAAGGCAUGGAGUAA